This is a messenger RNA of Cervus elaphus (red deer), 2748 nucleotides long. It is a transcript of the gene ACCSL, whose product is annotated as 1-aminocyclopropane-1-carboxylate synthase homolog (inactive) like. The coding region runs from base 342 to 2474 and encodes 710 amino acids. The record is from RefSeq and is a predicted model, not a curated record. Lineage: Eukaryota; Metazoa; Chordata; Mammalia; Artiodactyla; Cervidae. Gene Ontology annotation, molecular function: transaminase activity; pyridoxal phosphate binding. The transcript has 17 exons. Gene Ontology annotation, biological process: biosynthetic process; amino acid metabolic process.
UCUGACAGGCCUAUUUGUUGGCCUUGGAAUAUGAUUCUUCAUCUUUGGGGGAAUCUGAUGAAAGCCUGGUCCUGGUCAUUCCUUUAACACCAGAUGUGCCUGCAGGCUCCCACUCCAGGGCACCUCGUCAACCUGGAGACCAGGCCAGACCCAAUGGGAUCGUUAGGAUGCUGUCGCUGUGUCUCAGGAAUCCUGGAAGAGUGAACACCAGGCCUAAAUUCAGACACAACUGCAAGCAGGCACAGACUUGAAGGAGAAACAGAAGUCUGCCAAGUGGGCGGGUCUGUGAGUGCUUUCUGAGCGGAGGGAACAGCAUGUGCGAAGGCCUAGAGGAAUGAGAGAUGGUGGUGAGUGAGCCGGGAGAGUUACAGGAGGCUCAGCUUUUAGCUUUGCUUCUGGUUGUCGACCCUCAGAGAAGGCCAACCAGGAGCUCCAAAUGUGUGGAGCUCAUUCAAGUACACUAUUCCCAUCCAUCACCCUUCAUGAGGUCGGUUUCCUCUCCCUUCGACAAAGAGAAACCGAAGACCAGAAAGGCUUGGGUGGGUUUACCAAGGAUACACAGGCAGGCAGGGCUGAGAAGAUUGAAACCAGCAACCCCUCACCCCCGGUCAUCACUCCAGAGCUUCCUCCUCAAGCUGUCUGUCCUGCCGUUGGUUAACUCACUGCAGCCUGCUCGCAAUUGUGGCUUCAAAGGUUCCAGCCAGCCUGGUGAGGCCAGUGGGAACACCCAGGGCACGAGUGGCCCAUCACAUACCCCCCACACGCCCUGUGUCCCGAUGAGGGACCAGGCCCUCAGAUACCGCAGCAUCCACACCCAGCUGAUGGAGAUGGUGCUGACCUUGCGACAGACUGUGGAGGAUCACAUCAUGCAGCUGACAACCAGACCUCAGCAGCAGGACGGUCAGGCCAUCAGGGAGCAGGAGGCUCUCCUGGGUCGCUUAUUGUUCCAGAUCAUCAGUUUCCUGCCGGCUGGGGCUCAGAGCUUCCAGCCACCUUGCACAUCCACGGACUCCAGAGGUGAUGUUGGAGGUGGGCAGCCGGUCCAAACAUCUAGGCAGACGGGCCAGAUGUUCUACCAAGAGAGUGAUUUUGAAAAUACAGUAAUCAGCUAUGACCUGUCCAACCGUGGGAUUGACAUCUCUGCCUUAUACGACUUGAGCUUCCGGGACUACGACACCUACCAAGGAAACAAAUACCACAAGGACAAGAACACCUUGGGCUACAUCAACCUUGGUACCAGUGAGAACAAGCUCUGUACUGAUCUGCUGGCUGAGAGGUUGAGUCAGAGUGACAUGACCUACAUUGAUGAAGAUCUACUGCAGUACUCUGAUUGGAGAGGGCACCCAUUCCUGCGGAAAGAAGUGGCCCGGUUCCUGACCUUCUACUGUAAGACACCUGAAUUCCUUGACCCAGAAAAUGUGGUUAUUCUAAAUGGCUGCUCUGCUGUCUUCUCUGCACUGGCCAUGGUUCUGUGUGAUCCAGGUGAGGCCUUUCUAGUCCCCACCCCCUUCUAUGGGGGCUUCGCCUUUAGUACCCACCUGUAUUCGAAAGUCAAGCUGAUUCCUGUCCACCUGGAGAGUCAGGUCACUGAAGCGAACGGCUAUCCCUUCCAGCUCACUGUGGACAAGCUGGAGCAAGCCCUGCUCGGGGCUAAGAUUGAGGGGAAAAAGGUCAGAGGUCUUGUGCUAAUCAACCCUCAGAAUCCUCUGGGAGACGUCUACUCCCAAGACUCCAUGAUGGAAUAUCUGGAAUUUGCCAAGAAGUACAACCUCCACGUGAUUGUAGAUGAGAUGUACAUGCUGUCUGUAUUUGAUGAAGCCAUCACAUUCCACAGUGUUCUGAGCAUGAAGAGUUUGCCUGACCCCAACAAGACCCACGUGAUCUGGGGCACUAGUAAGGAUUUCUGCAUCUCUGGCUUCCGCUUUGGCGCUCUGUAUACCCACAACAGAGAGGUGGCCUCUGCCAUGAGCUCCUUUGGCUACCUCCACAGCAUCUCUGGCAUCGCCCAGUACAAGCUGCGUCAGCUGCUUCAGGACAGAGAAUGGAUUGACAAUAUAUACCUGCCCAGUUAUCACUUGCAGCUGCAGGAGGCUCACAGGUAUGUCACUCACAAGCUGAAGGCAUUCAAGGUCCCUUUCCUCAAUCGUGGCUCCGGCCUCUAUGUCUGGAUCAACUUGAAACAGUACUUGGACCCAUGCACGUUUGAGGAAGAGCUGCUCCUCCAUCGCCGCUUCCUGGACCACAAGCUGAUCUUGUCCCCGGGCAAGACCUUCAUGUGUAAGGAGCCUGGCUGGUUCCGUCUCAUCUUUGCAGCCAGGCCCCACCUGCUAAGAAUCGCCAUGCGUCGGUUCCAGCAGGUGCUAGUGGAGCAGGAGCAGGAGCGUAGAGUGAAGCAGCUGGAGGAUGCAAUGAAGGAGGAAGUGUCUGCCUCCCAGCCAGAGACUCCAGCCAGCCCCGCCCUCAGGAAGUCCUGAUGUCAGCCUCGGAUCUGGAAGGCUGGGUGCUAGCCUGGAGCUGUGACCAAACAAACAGUGGGCUCCUCCAGGCAUGAGUGGGUUUGACCUCACCAUCAGCCCCCUUAAGCAUCUGUCAUUCUGGAAGCUUUACAUCUUCUUAGUCUCUAUGAGCCAUUGCGUGUGUGCAAAAUGUUUUUAUGGGGAUUCUGGUGAGAAAGCCUGGUGGAGGAAUAAAGUGAGCUCUCUGGGUCCCUGUUUGGGUGGGUUAGUUUUUAUAUUCUGUAUCUAAUAA